AUGAACCCGAUAUCUCCCGCAGUGUCACACAAACAGCCGUACAUUGAGUCGUCUCCUCCCUCUCACUUUGACUUCACCGCCCCAUCUUUUGCUGUGUUUUUGUCUUGCAUCUCUGCAGUCAUUGUUACCAAAAACUCAUCCACUUUUCUUCCCCCCCCCUCCAUAGAUGUGAAGAAGGAUUGGUCCGACCAUGCUUUGUGGUGGGAGAAGAAGAAGACGUGGCUGUUGAAAACCCAUUGGACGUUGGACAAGUACGGCAUCCAGGCCGACGCCAGGCUGCUGUUCACGCCGCAGCACAAGCUGCUGCGCCUCCAGCUGCCCAACAUGAAGCACAUGAAGGUCAAAGUCAACUUCUCGGACCGUGUCUUCAAGGCCGUGUCCGACAUCUGCAAGACUUUCAAUAUCCGCCACCCAGAGGAGCUCUCUCUACUGCGUAAGCCCCGUGAUCCCAAGAAGAAGAAGAAAAAGCUGGAGGAGGCAGAGGAGGACGAUCUGGAGCUGGAGGGUCCGCUGUUAACCCCUGGAUCAGCCUCUGAGGUAAUAUACAUCGGACCUGUCAAAGGGAGCAUCUACUCCAGUCCAGGCUUGUACAGUAAGACUAUGACCCCCACCUAUGACUCCAGAGACGGCAGCCCACUGUCGCCCACCACCGCCUGGUUUGGGGACAGCCCCCUCUCUGAGGGCAAUCCAAGCAUCCUCGCUGUCAGCCAGCCAAUCUCCUCUCCAGACAUCUUGGUCAAACUCUACAAGCCCCAGUCUCUGCUGGAUAAAGCCAAAAUCAACCAGGGGUGGUUGGACUCAUCCAGGUCUCUGAUGGAGCAGGAUGUAAAGGAGAACGAGGUGCUGCUGCUGAGGUUUAAAUACCACAGUUUCUUUGACCUCAACCCUAAGUAUGAUGCCAUCCGAGUGAACCAGCUCUAUGAACAGUCCAAGUGGGCCAUCCUGCUGGAGGAAAUUGAGUGCACGGAGGAGGAAAUGAUGAUGUUUGCUGCCCUGCAGUACCACAUCAACAAGCUGUCAAUCAUGUCUUCAGACCACCACAUGAAUAACAGUGAGAAGGAGGUGGAUGAGGUGGAUGCAGCCCUGUCAGACCUGGAAAUCACUUUGGAGGGAGGGAAGACGUCCAACACACUGGGUGACAUCACAUCUAUUCCCGAGCUAGCGGACUAUGUCAAAGUCUUUAAACCCAAGAAGCUGACACUGAAGGGCUAUAAGCAGUACUGGUGCACAUUCAAGGAUAUCACAAUUUCCUGUUACAAGAGUAAAGAGGAGGCACAUGGGACACCUGCUCACCAAAUGAAUCUAAGAGGUUGUGAGGUAACUCCAGAUGUUAACAUCUCGGGUCAGAAAUUCAACAUCAAGUUGCUAAUCCCAGUGGCUGAUGGCAUGAAUGAGAUCUGGCUUCGGUGUGACAUGGAGAAACAGUACGCCCACUGGAUGGCUGCAUGUCGCCUGGCCUCCAAAGGGAAGACCAUGGCCGACAGCUCUUACAACCUGGAGGUCCAGAACAUUCUGUCCUUCCUCAAGAUGCAACACAUGAACCCCGACCCUCAGAUCAUUGAGCCAAUCACCAACGAUAUCAACCCAGAAUGCCUGGUGUCCCCGCGCUAUCUGAAGAAGUACAAAAACAAGCAGCCAGGCUCUAUCAGGGACUUGAUUUCAGCCCGGAUCCUGGAAGCCCACCAGAAUGUGGCCCAGAUGAGUCUCAUCGAGGCCAAGAUGCGCUUCAUCCAGGCGUGGCAGUCUCUGCCCGAGUUUGGAAUGACUCAUUUCCUCGCCAAGUUUCAGGGUGGAAAGCGGGAAGAACUAAUGGGCAUCACUUAUAACCGCCUGAUCCGGAUGGAUGCGAGCACCGGAGAUGCUAUCAAGACCUGGCGCUUCAGCAACAUGAAGCAGUGGAAUGUCAACUGGGAGAUCAAGAUGGUGACGGUGGAAUUUGCGGACGAGCCCAGUCUGUCUUUCAUCUGCGCCGAGGUGGACUGUAAGGUGGUCCACGAGUUCAUCGGCGGCUACAUCUUCCUGUCCACGCGUGCCAAGGACCAGAACGAGUCUCUAGACGAGGAGAUGUUCUACAAGCUGACCAGCGGCUGGGUCUGAGCGGCCCCCCCAAACCACCAGGGGCCACUGAUUGUAGGUCAGGCGCCAGGAGGGGAGCGCACCGUGAAUGGGGUUUAUUUUAUCCUACUAUCUUUUUUUCCCCAGUCUGUUUAAUUGUUUGGAGCUGUGCCGAAGAGUCCAGAGCAGCGCUACAAUUACAAUAGCUGACACCAUUUUCAUUGUUAUAGGUUUUUUUUUUUUUUCAUUAAAGCUGAAAAGGUCUUUUGUUACAAAAAAUAUUCUGGUGAAUGCAGUAAAGAUGACCUUAUGGACCUAAACCCCUGUGGUUGAGCAGAAGCCUAACACAAACCUCUGUCCUCCUACGUCGUCCUCUCCUCCUGGACUGAUCACAAUCAACUAACGUCCAUGACAACCAAUCAAACACCAGAUUUAAUCCCAAAGAAUCUUUUCUUCUCUUUCUCUUACUGCUUUUUUUUUUUUUUCUCUCUGGACUAAAGGAGCUGUCACUAAAGCAUCAUAAGCGCCACUGAUACUUCCAGUUAUAUUGAAUUAUUUAUCCUAAAAGACGGACUUCGUCAAAGAGUCCGAUCCAAAUGCUAUCUGUGAUCAGCAGAGGCGCCUGAUCGCAGCACUACGUGUCCAUCCUCUAUCCACUCUAUGAAGGCUUCGGUCUCUUUGAAGUCGCAUGUAAGCACUUCUACAGUAUACAGUCCUGUUAAUGAAUAAGCUGAUGUUGAAUUUCCUUUUGCUUUCGAUGUCCGUUGUCUUUGUUUCAGAGCUCGUCCGGAGCGAUUGUCUCCUCUGUGUCGAGUCUCUCCAGUGUAUUCUCACUGUAUUAGCCGACAGGUGUGACAUUGAGAGUUUUGUUUUGUAUUUAAUAGGCUGCGUAUAGUGAGCAUGUCUGAAAACAACAACACACUACAGUUCAGGGCACCGGGAUGAGUGUCCUGUGGGUUUGAAAAUCUUUUCCAACUGAUUUAAAAGAAAUAAAUGAAUAAAAAAGUCAUCUUAAUAAGUCAUUAGCUCUAGUGUUCAGUGUUUCUAAAGUUUCUUGAAAACCUUUCUGGAUGGUGUGUUGAACGAAGGUAGAUGACUAAUGUUCAUGUGUAUUUCAAAUGUCUCUCAUCCUUGUUUUUAGAACUAUUUGAAGACUUAACGUGAAGCUUUAUGACUUUCCAAGAUGUCCGUUGUUUCCCGACUUUGAGGAAAGGCGUUAUUUCAUCUUCUGACCUGGCCAUUCAAAAAUAAUGUGCCAAAAUGCAUUAACAUUUCGCAAAACACAUUUGUUUAUGGCUGCUGUUCUGACCACAGCUAUAAGUUAAUGAACAUUCUGUCUCUCACACCAUAUAGUAUUAUUAUAAUAAUUUGCAUCAUUACACACCAGCAAAAGGUCACGGAGUUUGAAGAAUGAAUAUGCAACGUUUUUUUUGUCCUUCUGUCCUCAGUGAUCAGUAAAUGAAGUAUUAUUUUUUGUAUCUAAUGUAAAAACACAAAC
Anarrhichthys ocellatus (wolf-eel) is the source of this 3553-nucleotide messenger RNA. RefSeq names its product FERM domain containing kindlin 2 (gene fermt2). Gene Ontology annotation, biological process: integrin-mediated signaling pathway; cell-matrix adhesion. The record is from RefSeq and is a predicted model, not a curated record. NCBI's taxonomy places the organism in Eukaryota, Metazoa, Chordata, Actinopteri, Perciformes, Anarhichadidae. Gene Ontology annotation, molecular function: integrin binding. Gene Ontology annotation, cellular component: focal adhesion. The transcript is spliced from 16 exons. The coding region runs from base 1 to 2097 and encodes 698 amino acids.